Messenger RNA from Agelaius phoeniceus (red-winged blackbird), 2303 nucleotides. It is a transcript of the gene IRF5, whose product is annotated as interferon regulatory factor 5. Gene Ontology annotation, molecular function: protein binding; DNA-binding transcription factor activity, RNA polymerase II-specific; RNA polymerase II cis-regulatory region sequence-specific DNA binding. Gene Ontology annotation, biological process: regulation of transcription by RNA polymerase II; immune system process. Gene Ontology annotation, cellular component: nucleus. NCBI's taxonomy places the organism in Eukaryota, Metazoa, Chordata, Aves, Passeriformes, Icteridae. The record is from RefSeq and is a predicted model, not a curated record.
CUCUGUGUCCCCGUGACUCCCUCCCCUUGUCCCUCGUGUCCCCUGUCCCGUGUCCCCUCCGUCCCCCUCACAUCCCACGUUCCCUGUGUCCCACUCUCUCCUCUGUGUGUCCCCUGUCCCUCCUGUCCCUCGUGUCCCCUCCCCUUCUCAGCUCCUCUUUUCUUUCCCCGAAGCCACCGCAGCUUCUGCUUUCGGCUGCGGGUGUCGCCCCCACACCCCCGGGCGAGGCAGAGCUCGGGGGGGCUCCCGCACCCUCCCGGCCCUGAAAGCGGAACCGGAGCUGCCCCGCGGGACCGUGCGGGGCCGGUUCCUCUUUCGGGAGCGAGGGCGGCGCCCGGCGGUGCCCCCGGACCAUGGAGCCCCCGCGGCGGGUGCGCCUCAAGCCCUGGCUGGUGGCCCAGGUGAGCAGCCGGCGCUUCCCGGGGCUGCGCUGGCUCGACGCCGAGCGCCGCCGCUUCGUCAUCCCCUGGGGACACGCCACCAGGAACCCCCCGGGCCCCCAGGACCACGACACCAUCUUCAAGGCGUGGGCGCAGGAGACGGGCCGGUUCCGGGCCGGGGACCCGCCGGACCCCCCCCGCUGGAAGGCCACGCUGCGCUGCGCCCUCAACAAGAGCCGCGAGUUCCGGCUGCUGCUGGACGGGCCCCGCGGCUCCCCGGCCCAGCCCUUCCGCAUCUACGAGCUCUGCGAUGAGCCCCCCGGGGGCGCAGAUGGGGGGGAUGAGGAUGACUAUGGCUGCAGCGGGGAGGAAGACGUCAGCCAGCUCCACAAGAUGACAUCCCUGAGCAUCGAUGACACGCAGCACAGGGGGGAUCUGCUGCCCCCCUACCCCUGGCCCAAGGAGGAGGCUCCCCCCUUUGCCACCCAGUGCCCCCCGGGGGGGCCCUUUGCGGCUCCCCCCCCGGCGCUGAUCCAGGGGGAGGCAGGGGGCACCCACGGGGCCCCUGAGCUGCUCCCUGGCGCCCUCGCUGAGAUGGGGCCCCCCCUGGGCCCCCCAGGACCCUCGUCCAGCUGCCCGGUGGCACCGACAGAGCACCUGAUCCCCGACCUGCUCGUCAGCCCCCACAUGCUGCCACUGACUGACCUGGAGCUGAAGUUCCAGUACCGGGGCCGCCAGGUGUGCGCCCUGACCGUCAGCAACCCGCACGGCUGCCGGCUGUUCCACAGCAGCCUGGAGCCCACGCGGGAGCAGGAGGAGCUCUUCGGGCCGCUGACGCUGGAGCAGGUGCCCUUCCCUGCUCCUGACACCAUUCCCAACGAGAAGCAGCGCUUCUACACCCACCAGCUGCUGGACGUGCUGGACCGAGGGCUCAUCCUGGAGCUCCAGGGCCAGGACCUCUUCGCCCUCCGGCUCUGCCAGUGCAAGGUCUUCUGGACUGGGCCCUGUGCCACGCCCCAGCCCGGCCCCAACCCCAUCCAGAGGGAGACAAGGACCAAGCUCUUCAGCCUCGAGGGCUUCCUCAACGGCCUCAUCCAGUUCCAGAAGGGGCAGACCCCCACCCCGCCUCCCUUCGAGAUCUUCCUCUGCUUCGGCGAGGAGUGGCCGGACCAGAAGCCCAAGGAGAAGAAGCUGAUCACGGUGCAGGUGGUGCCGGUGGCGGCGCGGCUGUUGCUGGAGAUGUUCUCUGGGGAGCUGUCCUGGUCGGCCGACAGCAUCCCGCUGCAGAUCUCGCACCCCGACCUCAAGGACAGGAUGGUGGAGCAGUUCAAGGAGCUGCACCAGCUCUGGCAGAGCCACCAGCGGCUGCCGCCGGCGCAGCCCCCGCCCGGCCCCUCCGCGGGGCCCUGGGCGCUGCCACCUGGGCCCUUGCCCCACUGACAGGGACACGGGCACAGCUGGCACUGCCAGCCGGGGUGAGUCCCUCCGUGGCCAGCUCGGCUGGUGGGGCCACCCAGCACCGUCCUCACCCCUGUCCCUACCCCAGUCUCCAUGCCUGUCCCCCCAGAGCUGGCAGGGACCAGCACCAGGGUGCUCUGCAGGGGAAGGAGACUGUGACCCCCCGCCCUGGGGCAGCUCUGCGCCCCUCCCUGCACUGCCAAGGAUAAUCCCCCUGCGACUUUUGGGGGAAACAGCAAGAAAACAGGGCUGGGGCCACCUUGGACCUGGAGCUGCCAGGGAUGGGGGGGCACAAAGCAGCCCCAGCCCUGGGAGGAGAACCAGAGGGACCUUAGGAGGUUUUAAUUUAUUUUUUCAGUUUUUUGUUGUUUUUUAUUGUUCUCGAGAUGGCUACACACCCCCGGAGGGAACCGCAUGCGCCCGCCCGCCCUGCCCGCACUCGAGCCACCGCCUCCUACCCCAAAA